AUGUAUACUCUACUCUACGGAGCAUUUGGCCUGGCUUCUCAGACUCCUGGGAUUGAGACUGGCAGUACGGGACCUCGUGGAGCAGGUCUUCAGCAUAUUUUGGAACGACACAGCCACGAACUUACUCAAUAUGAGCCCCAGCGGUUAAUGGAGCUUGCCGAAGCCUCGACGUCUGCCGGCCUGUAA
This is a messenger RNA of Penicillium pulvis, 186 nucleotides long. RefSeq lists its product as uncharacterized. The transcript is spliced from 2 exons. NCBI's taxonomy places the organism in Eukaryota, Fungi, Ascomycota, Eurotiomycetes, Eurotiales, Aspergillaceae. Bases 1 to 186 code for a protein of 61 amino acids. The record is from RefSeq and is a predicted model, not a curated record.